CGAACCCUAAACCUAAAAACCUCAACACCAAAAUCCAUCCCCUAACAACCAAUUAACCGUUUUUUCCCCGCUCUAUCACUCUCCGAUCAUCAAUGGACGACGUCGUUUCCGGUGCACUCGAAGAAAUCUGCUCACAAGGCACCACAGGACUGACACUCCCUAACCUCUGGCCCAAAAUCCAAACCCAUUUAUCUUCCAAUGGUCUUCCUCUCUGCUCUAAUGUCAAACAAGCCUUGUGGUCCCGCCUUCUCGCUAUCCCGACUCUCCGAUUCGAGUCCAACGGCGUCUUGUAUGGCGCCGCAGACCCUAACAUUCAGUCGGUUGAGGUUUCUGAAGCCAUGGAGUUGAGAAUUGUUGCUUCUGAACAAAUGUUUGAUAAUUUUGUUGGAAUUUAUGAUAUUAAGGCUUCGGAUUCCGUUGUUUCCGACGUUGGACGUCGUAUACUUGAACGGCUUGCCAUUGCUAGAACAGAGGGAAUUACACAAAAUGAACUUGCCAAGGAAUUUGGCAUAAAAAAUAACAACAUAUUUUACAGACUUAGGGGUCUUGAAUCCCGGGGGUUAAUUGUUAGGCAAUCAACCAUAGUAAGGAAGAAAGAAGCUGGCAAUGGAGAUUAUAAAUUUGGUUCAAUAGUGAACACCAAUAUGCUCUACUUAUACCGUUAUGCAAAGCAUUUGGGUCACUUAAAAAGACUUGAAAUAACUAAAGAGGAUAAGGCUUCUGCUGAUAACGACAAUGCAGACAUAGAAGGUGCUACAGGAGACGGUGUUUCAGAAGAACACAUAAAAGACUACGCACCUGAUAUAACUGCCAUUUGUGAUAGACUAGAAAAAGCCGAUGGCAAGGUUCUCGUCGUUUCAGACAUCAAGAAGGAAUUAGGUUAUCUCAAAACCCACGGACAUAGAAAGUGGAGAAAUAUCUUACAAAGGAUGAAAGAUGCUCGCCUAGUUGAGGAGUUUUUCGCUACAGUGAACAAGAAGGAAGUUUGCUGCUUACGGCUGCUGAAGAAAUUUUCUCUUACAACUUGUGUGCCCAAAAGUCAUGGAGUUCAAGAUGAUGAUCUUGAUACAGAACAGGUUAAACCGGUUAAAAGAGGCCAAAUCACCGACCAGCUUAUGGAGCUUCCUAUUGAGCAGCAAAUCUAUGAUUUGUUUGAUGCAGAAGGUUCAAAUGGGUUGACGCUUAAUGAGGUAUAUAAAAGGCUUGGCAUAAACAAUAAAAUCUACUAUCCUCGUAUUCUUGAAAUGGUGUCUAGAUUUGGGAUGCAUCUAGAUUCAGAAAGCCUUAAUAGAGGCGUAGUCUACCGAGCUUGGACUUCUGGAAAUUAUAAUAUCGGAGUUUCUAAUGCCAGCAUUGGUAAAGUAGAAAAUGCUAUGGAUGAUAAAUCUACGACGCAUGCACAAGCUGGACAGUUGAUGCUACCUUCCACUAUCGAAGAUGUAGAUGUGCGGACCUCGAACAUUGAUGCUGAAGCCAAUGAAGAACAUAACUUUAAUGACCCACUCCUUGAUUCAAGAAGUUCAAAUAAUCUACAAAGUGAAGCAAAUGAUAUCAUUCCUGACGCAGAACUUCAAAUAUCAAAUGUAAAGCCUGCAUCAGACACUGUUUCGUUGGAUUUAUCUUCAUCAGCUUCACCAGCACCCCGUGUUCGCCGUUCAUAUACAACCUAUCCAUGUCUUGGUUUGAAUUCAGUUAACUCACUAAGGGAGCAGCGGAUACUUGAAAAAUUACAGGAGGAGAAGAUCCUUAUAAGACCAGAGCUGCAAAGGCUGCUUGAGAGUCUCGAGAAUCUUGAAAAAAAGCAUGCGGCGCAAAUGGAUAGGAAGACUUUAGAGCGUAGUUUAAAUAAGCUUCAAGAAGAUGGACACUGCAAGUGCAUUUCUUUUGCUGUCCCUUCUGUCACUAACUGCGGUCGAAGGCGGACAAUUGAUGUAAUUAUACAUCCAUCUGAGUACAAAGCAGAAGACCUAUCUGAUCGGGUUCAUGACAAGUUGAGAUCAUUUGAAAGGCAAAUACGUGCCCAAAGUUCUCGAUUAAAGAGCAGUAAAGGUGAAUCAAUUCCCGUGUUAGAUGGCGUGGAGAGAAUUAGUACAAAUGUGAAAGAAAAUGUUCAACAAGAGACCUUUGAAGCAAUGAAAAACAACGGGUUUGUAUUGGCGAAAAUGGUUCGAGCAAAGCUACUUCACAUAUUUUUGUGGGGUUAUCUCACAGGGUUAGAAGAUUGGGAAGAUGCUGUUCUGGGACAACCUGGAUAUCAACAGAAGAACCCACAUAGCACGUGCAAAUUGUUUGAACUUGAUGCAGCCAUUAAGGCCAUGCCGCUUGAGUUGUUCUUGCAGGUUGCAGGGUCGGCUGUAAAACUUGAGAAUGUGGUUGAGAAAUGCAAGAAUGGAUUACGCCUUUCCGAUCUUCCCAUACACGAGUACAGAUGUCUAAUGGACACUCGAGCAACUGCCCGUUUCUCAUAUCUUAUUGAUAUCCUAAGACGUUUGAAGUUGAUACGAUUGAUUGGCGGAGAACUUCUCGAAGCUCCCGUGGGCCCACAUGCUACCCUUAGACAUUCACUAGAAUUUAAACCUUACAUUGAGGAGCCUGUUGGAAUGUUUUUGUCAUCCACAGGUGUCAAUUCUUUUGAUCUUCGCCCUCAUGUCAGACAUGAUUUUGUUCUUGCAAGCAGAAAAGGUGUUGAUGAGUAUUGGAAGACUUUGGAGUAUUGUUAUGCUGCUUCUGAUCCAAAAGCUGCUUUUCAUGCUUUCCCAGGGUCUGCUGUGCAUGAGGUAUUUCUUAUCCGUUCAUGGGCCUCAACCCGAGUUAUGACGGCGCAGCAGCGAUCUGAGCUCUCUAAACUUGUAGCAAAUGAAGAUAUCAAUAAAAAGAUAACCUACAAAAGGUGUGGGAAGAUCGCAGAAAAACUUAAUUUGACCUUGGAGCAGGUUCUCCGUGUAUUCUAUGAUAAACGGCAAAAGCAUAAACUAAAGUUAGCAUCAAGUGCCAAAGAGCAGGAUUUCCAACUAUCAACACAUGCUUUACUUUCUUACAAAAGGAAAAGGUCUUCUAAAGAAAACUCAGUAAAUAAUGAAAGUCCACUUGAGGAAGAGUCAGGCAAACUCAAGCAAGCCAAGACAUCGAGAGCUGAUGAUGCCACCGAAGAAGAAAGUUUUGCACAGAAGUCUCUUGAAGAUCAUGAAACACAUAUGGAUGGCCAGAAAGAUCUUGAAGAUGAUCUGGAACUGACUGAAGAUGAAGGUGGUCAAUCUUAUUCUGAUAUACAUGAUUGUGCCAUGUCAGAGCUACAAUCUUCAUGCCAAAAAAGGUUUUCAUGGACAGGAAACAAAGAUAGGCUGUUGGUGAUUGAGUAUGUAAAAUACCGAGCUGCUCGUGGUUCAAAGUUUAACCGUACAGAUUGGACCUCACUUCAAAGUCUACCAGCCCCACCUGCUACAUGCAAAAGAAGAAUGUCGACACUGAAUAGGAACAAGCAGUUCAGAAAAGCUGUAAUGAAACUUUGUAACAUGCUUAGUAUGAGAUAUGCAAAGCAUCUUGAAACUUCCAAGAAUAAAUCACUUGGUGAUGGUUGCAGAGUGAUUAUUCAGGAUCAAAAUGCUCCUCAAGUUGUUAAUCAUACAAAAGAAUAUUGUAUGGAAGAGCGAUGGGAUGAUUUUGAUAACAAAGAUAUCAAGAUGCUCCUUGACGAAGUUCUCAAAUACAAGCAGAUUGCUAAAUUAGAAGCAACUAAAGGUGCUCGAUACAUAUCCAAGUAUCCUCACUCAGAUGUUGGUGGUGAUGGACAUGAAUUGGAUGAUAACUUAGGUUCAUCAGCUACCCCUAUCAAUGUAAUAAAAAAGGAUAGUGGGAGGAGGCAAGCAUCUUCUCGAAAAAGGAGGCAAACAUCUUCCCGAAGAUCAAGACGUCGUCUUCCUAAAAGCUAUGUCAUGCUUAUGAAUCAAGUACAAAAUUCUGGUACGCAAGCAUACAAAUCAGUAGCAGUUUCUAAUGCAAUAGAGCUAUUCAAGCUUGUAUUUUUAAGCUCUGCAAAAGGUCCAGAGGUCCCAAACAUGCUAGCUGAAACAUUGCGGCGAUACUCAGAGCACGAUCUUUUUACCGCCUUUAACUAUCUCAGAGACAAAAACUUCAUGGUGAUGGGUAGUGGCAUUACUCAAUUUGUACUCUCCCAGCAGUUUUUGCAUAAUAUUUCAUUAUCUCCAUUUCCUGUUAAUACUGGAAAAAAAGCUGCUAAGAUGGCGAGGUGGCUUCAAGAGAAAGAAAAUGAUUUAUUAGAAAACGGUGUUGAUCUAUCUGCAGACCUUCAGUGUGGAGAUGUCCUUCAGCUGUGUGUGCUGAUGUGUUCAGGAGAAAUAUCGAUGUUUCCAUGCCUGCCUGAUGAAGGUAUUGGAGAAAUUGAGGAUUUGAAGAAACGUAAAUGUGAUGACAAUGAAAUUUAUUUUCGUAAAGAAAAAGGUUUUCCAGGGAUAAAUUUAUCCUUGAGCUCUGAUAUAAUUCCAAGAGUUGAUGUGAUUGCAUUAUCUAGAGAUGAGAAUGCAGUUACUUCUCGUUCGAAUUUGGAGUACAGGUCACUGCCUUCUGAACUUAUUGAAGGAAUCUCAAAGUCAAAUGCUGACUCUGAGUUAACAUGGAAUGCUAUGACUUGCUAUGCAAGACACCUGGCAUCGUCUGUACAAGAAUUAUCUUCCUUUUCUCCCAAUCUUUUUAGAACUGUUCAUUCAGCCAUCCAAAAAGCUGGUGAUCAAGGCUUAAGCAUGGAGGAGAUUUCUGAGAUUAUUGAUGUUCAUGGGGAAUUGAUGCCAGAACUUGUUAUUGAGGUGCUUGAGGCAUUUGGGAGUGCUUUAAAGGUUAAUGCUUAUGAUUCUAUCCGUGUUGUUGAAUCUCUGUAUCGAUCAAAGUAUCUUUUAGCCUCAGUAGCUACCUACCAACAUGAUCUUGAUUUCAACACUCUGGAGUCUCGGCAAGAAAAUCACGAGGAUGGAGGCAAAGAUUUAGUGAAACAAACCAGCACAGACUGCAUCGAGGGGCAUUCAACUACUGAUGAGGAGCAUCACAGACUGACCAUCCUAAACCGCCCAGUAGAGGUUCCCCAACCUACUAGUGAAGUUCAAAGAAAUGAUGAGACUGAAACCUACGAAGAGGAGAAUGUAAUGCCUCUAAGAACAGACCCCAAGGGAAAAAAGUUUGAAUUUAGUGUUGGCGAUUCUCCUUCUUUCAAGCCAAUAUUGCCAUGGGUAAAUGGAGAUGGUACCAUCAAUGCUAUUGUUUACAAGGGACUUGUACGCCGUGUUCUUGGUAUUGUGAUGCAAAAUCCUGGGAUAUUGGAGGAGCAUGUUUUAAGCCAAAUGAACGUACUAAAUCCUCAGAGCUGUAGAAAAUUGUUGGAGCUGAUGAUUCUUGAGAGUCAUAUCAUAGUAAGGAAGAUGUAUCAGUCUGUAUCCAGUAAGCCCCCAGCAAUGUUAAGCCGGCUUCUUGGUUGCAGGUAUAAGAAACCGAAACUGGUUUGCAGAGAACAUUUAUUUGCAAACCCAAGGAGUAUCCACCAUCUGUAGAAUCUGUUAUGUAUAGAUGUAUUUAAUUUAUGAGUGCUUUUGCUGAUUUCGAGUACAGUGUCAGAAUAUCCACCAUCUGUAGAAUCUUGUAGUAUACGUGUAUCUUAUCUUAAUAUCUACUCUAAAAGAGUUGAACUAAUGACUUAUUAAUCAAUCAAAUCGCUCAAUUUCAUCAAA
Molecule: messenger RNA, 5732 nt
Organism: Erigeron canadensis
Lineage: Eukaryota; Viridiplantae; Streptophyta; Magnoliopsida; Asterales; Asteraceae
Exons: 17
Coding region: 93-5555 (1820 amino acids)
Biological process (GO): transcription initiation at RNA polymerase III promoter; 5S class rRNA transcription by RNA polymerase III
Cellular component (GO): transcription factor TFIIIC complex
Molecular function (GO): DNA binding
Source: RefSeq, a predicted model, not a curated record